CCCACUCGUUCUCUACAGCCAUGUCUCUCAAAGUCCCAAAAGCAAACAAUAUCCAGCUCUUCAAAGAUGGAUACAAGCAAAUGUCAGGUCUUGAGGACGCCGUCCUUCGUAAUAUCCAAGCCGUCUCUGAGCUUUCCGAUCUCGUACGGACAAGUUUCGGCCCAAAUGGACGGAAUAAGCUCGUGAUCAACCAUCUCGGACGACUUUUUGUGACUUCAGAUGCUGCAACUAUCAUUCGGGAAAUUGAAGUCGUCCAUCCGGCUGCAAAACUGCUCGUCAUGGCAUCACAGGCACAGGAGGAAGAGAUGGGUGAUGCGACAAACAUGGUGCUAAUCCUUGCCGGAGAGCUGCUGAAAAAGGCGGAGAACCUCCUGAUCAUGGGCCUUCACCCAAGUGAAGUGAUGAAGGGAUACCAGUUGGCCUCUGAUAAGGCACUCUCGGAGCUUAACAACCUAUCAUGUAGCGAGCUUCCGAGCCCUAUGACCCAUGCAUCCCUUACCCAAGCCAUCAAGCCCGCCAUCGCAGCAAAACAAUACGGAUUCGAGGAUUCCCUCGCGUCGCUCGUGGCCGAAGCGUCUCUUCUUGUCAUGCCGUCAAACCCACAAAUGUUCAAUGUGGACAACGUUCGGGUCGUGAAGAUCAUGGGCGGCAGUUUGGCCGCGAGCAGGGUUGUGCAAGGUAUGGUGUUUGGCAGAGAACCAGAAGGCGAUGUGAAGCAGAUCACGAAAGGCAAGGUCGCUGUAUUCACCAACCCCAUCGAUAUCGCACAAACAGAGACAAAGGGUACCGUUCUCAUCAAAAACGCCGAAGACAUGCUUAACUUCACUCGCGGAGAGGAGAAGCAUAUGGAGAAGAUCUUUGCCGAGAUCGCAGCAUCCGGCGUCAAGGUCAUCAUCGCAGGCACUAACAUCGGCGAACUCGCCCUCCACUAUCUCAACCGACACCACAUCCUCGUCCUCAAAGUCCUCUCCAAAUUUGAACUUCGUCGUCUUUGCCGUGUCGUAUCCGCCACUCCCCUCGCGCGCCUCGGUGCACCCACGCCCGAAGAGGCUGGUUUCGUCGAUGUCUGCGAGACUCUCGAAGUCGGCGGUGAUCGCGUCACUGUGCUCCGCCAAGACGACAGCACGCCUUUGUCUGGUGGCGAGGUCAAGACGAAGACUGCGACUAUCGUGCUUCGUGGCGCCACACAGAACCACCUAGACGAUUUGGAGCGUGCGGUCGAUGAUGGUGUUGGUGUGAUCAAGGCUUUGUUGAAGGACGGAAGGUUGGUACCCGGGGCUGGCGCUACGGAGCUCGAGCUGGCAAAGCGUGUGGACACUUAUGGGGCUGGGUUGAAGGGGCUUGCGCAGCAUGCUGUGAGGAGGUUCGCGUCUGCUCUGGAGGUCAUCCCGAGGACGUUGGCAGAAAAUGCACGGGGAGGUGCGGAGGGUAACGAGGUUGUCGCGCGGUUAUGGGCCAAGCACGAGAAAGAGGGCGGAGAAGUGUACGGUGUCGAUGUUGAGCAUGAGACGGACGGGACGCUCUCGGCAGUGGAGUACAAGCACCUGGACUCGCUCGCCGCAAAGUACUGGGCGAUCAAGCUGGCCACUGAGGCUGCGAUCUCGGUACUCAGCGUUGAUAGCAUCAUCAUGAGCAGACCAGCGGGCGGACCAAAAAUUCCUCAGCAGGCGGGUAGCUGGGAUCAUGACGACUAGAGCCCUUUGAGGGUGCUCGGAUGAAGUGAAGAUUAGAAUUCUGGCAUUGUAUUCUAGUAGUAAUGCAGCCGUGCUGGUGAAGCUUGAAGUUUAGAUUCCGCAACUCGUUGCUUAUUACUGUAAGUUAGGUCUCAAGUCGACUACCUACCUAGACCUUGAGCAGGUGCUACUGUGGCUCAUG
This is a messenger RNA of Stereum hirsutum FP-91666 SS1, 1875 nucleotides long. Its product is annotated as T-complex protein 1. Bases 21 to 1694 code for a protein of 557 amino acids. Gene Ontology annotation, cellular component: chaperonin-containing T-complex. Gene Ontology annotation, molecular function: ATP binding; ATP hydrolysis activity; ATP-dependent protein folding chaperone. NCBI's taxonomy places the organism in Eukaryota, Fungi, Basidiomycota, Agaricomycetes, Russulales, Stereaceae. Gene Ontology annotation, biological process: protein folding. The record is from RefSeq and is a predicted model, not a curated record. The transcript has 8 exons.